AUGUUGAAUAUUUUUAAUGUCAAGUCACUCAAAUUGUUUCAAUUCUAACGACAAACAAUAAAAGCCCAACCGUGUUUUAAAUAUAAAUACAAAUCUAGUUAAGGAUUAUCGCUGUAUCCUUACUAUUUGAAGUUCAAAUCAUACAUUACCGUUGCAAUGGUAGAAUGUUCGUUGUGCUCGCUAUUGAAUUUUCUUUUCAAUUGCAUCUAUCAUGUGAUCUCCUGCGCACUGGAUUAUCCACUGGUGGUGAUAGCGCUCAGUUUCAUAAUAGCGCUGGUUUUCGUAACAAAUAUCUAUACGGCAAAAUUGAUUUGUGAUUUUCGUUGUCCGAUACGUGUUAGCUCGGCGGGCGUAGGCAAUUGUAGUGGUGGGAGUGGCGGUAUUGGUGGUGGGUUUGGCUCAACGCAAUACGACUAUGGUCCGGAUAAUGGUCCACACAAUUGGCGUUGCUCGGAUGCUAACCAAUCACCUAUAAAUAUUAUUGAGGAGAAUGUGCAGAAACUUCCCAUACGUGAGUUACUUUGCUGGAAUCACUAUGAUGAUUUACCCAGUGGUAUUAUGUUGGAGAAUAAUGGACAUACAGUUGUGUUGCGCGCCUGCUUCUCUGGCAACACGCCUACGGUAAGUGGCGCUGAUCUGCUCGCCUGUUACACCUUCGUUGAGUUAUGCUUUCGCUGGAGCCUUAUGAGCAACGAUGGCUCGGAGCAUAUGCUGAAUUACCGUAAAUUUCCGCUAGAGCUACAGGCCAUGCAUCGCACCGGCCCCAGCGGUGACUGCACAUCGAGCUAUGACAUACUCAUGAUUGGCUACUUCUUCGAAAUCUCAUCGAACAAUCCCUACUUGGAUCCGGUUGUACAAAAUUUACAACGUAUACAGAAGCCAGGUUCCAAAAUUGAGAUCCCGCCAUUUCCACUUUCCUAUCUGCUAUAUCAAUUUCGUACUGGUUUCUACAGUUACGGCGGUUCGCUAACAGAGCCGCCUUGUUAUCAGGGUGCAGAAUGGUUUUUAUUUCCGGAGCCCUUAGCAAUAAGCGAACGACAAUUGAGCGAGUUUCGUCAGUUGCUUUCGAAAGACGGCAAGACACGUAUAUUGCGCAACUCUCGGCCCGUCCAAAACAUUAAUUGUACACGUGUGAUUAAUUUAAAUCAAUAUAAUCCCAUUGAUGCUUGUCAGAUGGAGCAAACACGGCCUGCAAGUGAUGUACAGUGUGAGGAGGAGGAAUGUCCGGAAUAGAGCAAUUGCCCCGCACGGGAGAUGAGUAGUUCAAAGCUAUUAUCACUUUUUCUAUUUCCUAUAUUUGUAAAUUUAUUUUACAAAUUAAACAGAAAAAUAUAUACAUCCAUGUGCAUAUGUAUAUAUAGAAGUAUAGUUUUGUAUAAA
Molecule: messenger RNA, 1380 nt
Organism: Ceratitis capitata (Mediterranean fruit fly)
Lineage: Eukaryota; Metazoa; Arthropoda; Insecta; Diptera; Tephritidae
Product: putative carbonic anhydrase 3
Exons: 4
Coding region: 157-1233 (358 amino acids)
Cellular component (GO): cytoplasm
Molecular function (GO): carbonate dehydratase activity; zinc ion binding
Source: RefSeq, a predicted model, not a curated record